Messenger RNA from Myxocyprinus asiaticus (Chinese sucker), 3816 nucleotides. RefSeq names its product NACHT, LRR and PYD domains-containing protein 3-like. Gene Ontology annotation, molecular function: protein binding. The transcript is spliced from 11 exons. Lineage: Eukaryota; Metazoa; Chordata; Actinopteri; Cypriniformes; Catostomidae. The record is from RefSeq and is a predicted model, not a curated record. Bases 188 to 3646 code for a protein of 1152 amino acids.
UCAUAUUUGCCAAGUUAAACACACUAGAGCAAUUACUGCAUUAGGCUCACAAUUCUGUUCUUGCGAUGAACACUUACGGAACCGAAACCGAAAGUGUACGUGCGUCAUAUCCUUUUGAUAACUUCAGACUUCAAAUGAAGAUAGGACAUAUUUAUUUUGUACCAUUAAACAGGGCCUUACAAAAAGAAUGCGAAGAUCACUGGUGCAAUCUAUGAUGAGACAGGAGGGGAGUUCUGCUGAGACCCAGAAGGCAGCAUCUCCAGAACCCAGUGGCGUGUCAGUGAAGAGUGACAUGUCUAUGGGUGGACGGCCUGUGUUCAGUACUGAAGAACCCCCAAGUGACAAAAUGGGACUUUCUGACACAAUGCAGCAGACCGACUCAGCAGUAUCUCCAGAACCCAGCGGUGUGUCAAUGAAGAGUGACAUGUCUAUGGGUGGACGGCCUGUGUUCAGUACUGAAGAACCCCCAAGUGACAAAAUGGGACUUUCUGACACAAUGCAGCAGACCGACUCAGCAGUAUCUCCAGAACCCAGCGGUGUGUCAGUGAAGAGUGACAUGUCUAUGGGUGGACGGCCUGUGUUCAGUACUGAAGAACCCCCAAGUGACAAAAUGGGACUUCCUGACACAAUGCAGCAGACCGACUCAGCUGUAUGUCCUGAACCCAGUGGCGUGUCAGUGAAGAGUGACAUGUCUAUGGGUGGACGGCCUGUGUUCAGUACUGAAGAACCCCCAAGUGACAAAAUGGGACUUCCUGACACAAUGCAGCAGACCGACUCAGCAGUAUCUCCAGAACCCAGCGGUGUGUCAAUGAAUAGUGACAUGUCUUUAGGUGCACGGCCUGCAUUUAGUGCUGAAAUAAAUCCUAUAAACUUCAAUUUUAGUCAAAGAACAAAACCUUCUUACACCAGGUCAAACAUUGUGCCUCACCAACCAGUCUAUGAUGUCCUGCAGAAAUACAUAUGUCAACACAAAACAAGCAUGUACAACAAGUAUGAGAGCUUAUUUGAGGGAUUCAAACUACAAGAUAAUCAAACCCUCCUGAACAGAAUUUACACACAGCUCUUCAUCAUAGAGGGAGAGAGUGAAGGAGUGAAUAAAGAACAUGAAGUUUUACGAACAGCCAGAACUCAACACUUACAAGACACUCCGAUUUCCUGCAAUGACAUAUUUGAACCCUUACCUGAACCAGGUUAUAAGGAGAUGAAAAGACAGAGAAAAGACAAAAUAAAGACUGUUCUCACUAAAGGCAUCGCUGGAAUUGGAAAAACAGUCUCUGUGCAGAAGUUCAUUCUGGACUGGGCCGAGGGAAAAGCCAAUCAGGAUGUAGAUUUCAUGUUUGUGCUUCCAUUUCGAGAGCUGAACUUGAUUAAAGAUAAGCAGUACAGUCUUCACAAACUUCUGCUGGACUUUUAUCCUGAACUUCAUGAUAUGGACUCAAAGAUUUAUGAAGAGUGUAAACUUGUGUUCAUUUUUGAUGGUCUGGAUGAAAGCAGAAUUCCACUGAUGUUUUCAGAUAGUGAGAAAGUUUCUGAUGUGACUGAGAGUUCAUCAGUGGGUGUGUUGAUGUCAAACCUCAUCAAAGGAGAUCUGCUUCCCUCUGCUCUCAUCUGGAUCACCUCCAGACCAGCAGCAGCCAAUCAGAUCCCCUCCAAAUACAUCAAGCGUGUGACAGAAAUUCAGGGAUUCAAUGACCCUCAGAAGGAGGAAUAUUUCAGGAAGAGACUCAGUGAUAAGCAUCAAGCCAGCAGAAUCAUCUCACACAUUAGAAAAGCAAGAAGCCUACACAUUAUGUGCCACAUACCAGUCUUCUGUUGGAUCUCAUCCACUGUGCUUCAGAACAUCCUGAAACAAGAUGACAGUGCAGAAAUCCCUCAAACUCUGACUGAAAUGUACAUCCACUUCCUGCUCAUUCAGAUCAAUAUGAGGAAUCAGAAGUAUGAAGAGAGAGAUCCAGAGAAACUCCUGCAGUCCAACAGAGAAGUGAUUGUUAAACUUGCUGAACUGGCUUUCAAACAGCUGAUGAAGGGCAAUGUCAUGUUCUAUGAGGAGGACCUGAGAGAGAGCGGCAUAGACGUCACUGAUGCCUCAGUGUAUUCUGGGAUCUGCACUGAGAUCUUUAAGGAGGAAUCUGUGAUUCAUCAUAGGAAAGUCUACAGCUUCAUACAUCUCAGCUUUCAGGAGUUUCUGGCUGCUUUCUAUGUUUUUCACUACUACGUAAGUACAACUAAGGAUGCCCUGAAAUGUUUAGCUUCAGUACAUAAUUUGCUCAGAGGAGUUGUAGAUGAAGCCCUUCAGAGUGAUAAUGGACACUUGGAUCUUUUCUUGCGAUUCCUGCUGGGCAUCUCACUGGAGUCCAAUCAGAGACUCUUACAGGAUCUACUGACACACACAGAGAACACCUCAGAGAGCAUCAAGAAAACCUUACAGUACAUUAAAAACACAAUCAAAAAUGACAAACCUCUCUCUACUGACAGAUCCAUCAAUCUGUUCCUCUGUCUGCUGGAGAUGAAAGAUCAGACUCUGUGCAGUAAUAUUCAGGAGUUUGUGAAAUCAGACAAACACUCAGAGAAUAAACUCUCUCCUGCUCAAUGUUCAGCAAUCUCCUACAUGCUUCAGAUGUCAGAGGAGGUGCUGGAUGAGCUGAACCUGAAGAAGUACAACACAUCAGAGGAGGGUAGAAGAAGACUGAUACCUGCCAUGAACAACUGCAGAAAAGCUCUUCUUGCUGAGUCCAAUCUCACUGGUCAGCAAUGUGAAAUCAUGGUCUCAACUCUACAAUCAUCAAAGUCCCUCCUGAGAGAGCUGGACCUGAGUAACAAUGACCUGCAGGAUUCAGGAGUGAAGCUGCUCUCUGAUGGACUGAAGAGUCCAAACUGUGAAGUAGUGAUACUGAGAUUAUCUGGCUGUAUGGUGACAGAGGUCGGCUGUUGUUAUGUAGCUUCAGCUCUUAAUUCAAACCCUUCACACCUGAUAGAACUGGAUCUGAGCUACAAUAACCCAGGAGAAUCAGGAGUAAAACUGCUCUAUGAGAGACUCAAUGAUCCAAACUGCAGUCUGGACAAUCUCAGUUUGGACUAUGGAGAUCCCUGUAGGAUGAAACCGGGACUACAAAAAUAUUUCUGUGAUCUCACUGUGGAUCCAAACACAGCAAAUACUCAUCUUAUACUGUCUGAGGAGAACAAAAAGGUGACAUGUGUGGAAGAGAAGCAGCCAUAUCCUGAUCAUCCAGAGAGAUUUGAUCACAUUCCUCAAAUUUUGUGUAGAGAGAGUCUGACCGAACGCUGUUACUGGGAGGCUGAAUAUAGUGGCUGGGCUCGUAUAGCUGUGGCAUAUAAAGAAGUCAGAAGGAAAGAAGGGAGUAACAGUAUGUUUGGGCUCGAUGAAAAGUCCUGGAGUCUUUUCUGCACUAGUAAUGGAUUCAAUAUCUGGCACAAAAAUAAGAACAAAAACAUAUUUGUACCUUCACACCAAUGUCACAGAGUCGGAGUGUAUCUGGACUGGCUGGCUGGCAGAUUGUCCUUCUACAGCAUCUCUGACACACACAGACUCACACACUUACACACAAUACACACCACAUUCACUGAACCCCUUUAUGUUGGAUUUAUGGUUUCUAAUGAUUCCUCGGUGUCUCUGUGUCAGAUUUAAUAGCCUCUUGUGAGAAACGACAAAUAUGUUAUUUACUCACCUGAUUGUUUUUUUUUGUGUUUUUUUUUGUUUUUUUUUACAAUCGUACAAUAUGUAAAAAUGUUUUCAGCUGAAAUGUUUUUCACUGCUGUUUACUUGGGCUUUACAGAGACAGGUUUGACAUUUCAUGG